CAUUGCGCGUGUCACGUGAUUUGUAGAAAAGUCUCUUCAGGCUUUACAACUUGGGGACGAAUUUGUGUUCAUAUAUGAUUUUUGAAGACACUUGUUGAUGCAGAUGAUGUAUUUCUCUCGCGGUUUGUUCAUUUUUAAUCUACUGCAUCUGCAAGGUUAUAUCUUCUUGUCCCUGGAGGAAUCGCAACAAGCAUGUCCGAGAAAUACUAAGAGAAUUUCAGUGAUGGAGGGAGAUUCUGUGACCUUUAACCCUGAUUCUAAUAAACUACAGCCAAAUGAUGUGAUACAGUGGAGGUUUGAGAAUAAACAUCUAUGCAGUGCUACAUUCAGAGAUGAGAAAACAAAUGCAUGUGAUAAUAAGACAGUAGGAGAGAGGUUUAAGCUUGAUUGUCAGACUGGAUCGCUCAUCAUCAGGAAUAGCAGCAAAAAUGACACUGGACAUUACGAAUUUACAAGCUACAGAAGCGGAAACUUUGAAACAAUCAAAUGUUUUGGCGCUAUUUUCUACAGUUCUUUACCUGUUCCUGUCAUCAGCAGUAACUCUUCACAAUGCUCUUUGCCAUCAUCUUCAUCAUCCUCAGAGCAGAAUUGUUCAUUGGUGUGCUCAGUGGUGAAUGUGGGUCAUGUGACUCUCUCCUGGUACAAAGGAAACAGUUUAUUGUCCAGCAUCAGUGUGUCUGAUCUCAGCAUCAGUCUCUCUCUACCUCUGGAGGUGGAAUAUCAGGAUAAAAACAGCUACAGCUGUGUGCUCAACAAUCCCAUCAGCAACCAGACUCAACAUCUGGACUCAACUCAACUCUGUCACACAUGUUCAGAACUCUACCAGGAAUCACAUACUGUAGUGUUUGCUGCAGUGCUACCACUUGUUAUAGUGGUGGUCGUGAUUGUACUAGGUGUGAUCUAUUUCAUAAUGAAAAAGAAACGAGGUUCAUAUAUAAAUCCCAAUGCACCAUAAUCUGAUGGAGUGAAAAACAUUAUGCACAAAUGAUGAUCUGACAAUCUAACAGACUGCAGUGGCUAUGACAGAUCUCUGACACAUAUGAUGCUGUGUCUCAGUACUCUAAGAUCAUGAACAAAGAAAUUUUAUAAACAAAACUUGGUACAACAUUAUCAUGAUUUUAAUGCCAUUUUUAUCAAAACUGUGACUGCAUUGAAUUAAUGUGCAUUAUGUAUAUGCAGCAUCGAUUAAAAAAAGGUACCAGAGUAAUUGUUGUAUAUAGCAAGUGUUAAGCUUUUUGUUGCUGGAUCCUGAUAUAUUUUUUGAUAUGCUUUUACAUAUCUAUAAUAUCAUUUAUGUGGUCUCUUUUCUUUGACUGGAUGGCAAUGUUGUAUCUGUUUUAACUGAAUACUUUAAUCACAUCUCUACUGGGGCUAUCAGGACAAAUAGACACAAUUUGUCAGAAACUGUAAAAUUAAUUUUCCUAUAAUUAUCCUGCCCAGACUUGAGAAAGUGCUGAUCUGUUUUUUUCACAACAGAGCAGCCAACACUAGCCUUGUGACUGUCUUGCUAAAUAACAAAUUCAUUUGUAUUACAGUGUUAAAGGGAUAGUCCACCCACAAAUGAAAAUGUGAUGUUUAUCUGCUUACCCCCAGAGCAUCCAAGAUGUAUGUGAGUUUGUUUCUUCAGUAGAUCACAAACGAACAUUUUUAGCUUCAGCUGUUGCAGUCUCUCAGUCGUACAAUGCUUGGCAAAUGGUAACAGAAUCUAUGAGAGAAAUAAAUAGAAAACAUGCAGAGACAAAUCCAUAUUAAACCAUGCGGCUCGUGAUGAUACAUUGAUGUAUAAAGACUCAAAACGAUUGGUCUGUGCAAAAAACUGAACAGUAUUUAUAUCUGGGAUUUUAACCUCUGAUUCACACAAUGUCUAAACUGUUAGAACUCUUGUGAGCGUGCUUCACAGUAGCCUGCGUCUUCUUCUUCUUCUUGCUUUAUGGCAGAUGGCAGGGCAGUUCAUUACUGCCACAAAUGCUAUGGACUCCUGUUUGAGAUUGUAGAUAGAGUAUUAAUGGUCCAUUUGAGAGAUGGUUGGCGGUAAUGCACUUAUAAGUCUGUGAUCCGCCCUAAAGUAAGAAGAAGAAGAUGCCGGCUGCCGGUUCACAAGAGUUCUAACAUUUCAGACAUUGUGUGAAUCAGAGGUAAAACAAACUAUAUAAAUACUGUUCAGUUUUUUGCACAGACUGAUCGUUGUGUGUCUUUACACAUCAAUGUAUUGUCACGAGCCACAGGGUUUAAUUUGGAUUUGUCUGUGCAUGUUUUUUUUUUCUCUCUCUGAUAGAUUCUGUUGCCAUGCAUUGUACGACUGAGAGACUGCAACAGCUGAAGCUAAAAAUCAUAAUUUGUGUUCUACUGAAGAAACAAAGUCACCUAAAUCUCGGCUGCCCUGGGGAUAACCAGAUAAACAUCAAAUUUAAAUUUUUGGGUGAACUAUCGCUUUAAUAAACAGUGUGUUCAGUUGGUGUUUAUUUUGAACAUUUGAAAAUCAUGCUUAUAAUAUACUGUAUCUGUGUUUCUGUAUCUUCAGUGUUUUAUUACAUGGCCCUGUUCCUGGGGAACUUCCUGCUGAGUUUUUUGAAACAGUCCAUGAAUAGUUCUGGUGGUUAUGCUAAAGAACCUGUAUGUUGAAUAUUGUUUUUUUUUUCAGUAAAUAAACUUGACUGUAGACACUUA
This is a messenger RNA of Carassius gibelio (silver crucian carp), 2667 nucleotides long. RefSeq names its product natural killer cell receptor 2B4. The transcript is spliced from 7 exons. The record is from RefSeq and is a predicted model, not a curated record. Lineage: Eukaryota; Metazoa; Chordata; Actinopteri; Cypriniformes; Cyprinidae. The coding region runs from base 98 to 955 and encodes 285 amino acids.